This is a messenger RNA of Neoarius graeffei (lesser salmon catfish), 2238 nucleotides long. RefSeq names its product sirtuin 2 (silent mating type information regulation 2, homolog) 2 (S. cerevisiae) (gene sirt2). The record is from RefSeq and is a predicted model, not a curated record. Gene Ontology annotation, molecular function: NAD+ binding; histone deacetylase activity, NAD-dependent. Lineage: Eukaryota; Metazoa; Chordata; Actinopteri; Siluriformes; Ariidae. The transcript has 16 exons. The coding region runs from base 74 to 1210 and encodes 378 amino acids.
UGUCCCUUUAAACGAAUAGCUGGUGUUUUAAACAUUUUAUUUAAAUAUACAAACGGGGGUUAGGUGUCUACAGAUGUCUGACAACCAAGAAGAAAAUAAAAAAGGUGAGGAGCAGCCUGAUACACCUGAUCACGAGGCUGAGUCAGACGACAGCAGUGAGGAAGGCGACGCUUCUGGAGACAGUGAAAUGGAUUUCUUGCGCAGUCUCUUCUCUCGGACUCUCGGACUGAGCCCUGGAGAGAAAGUCCUUGAUGAACUGAGCCUUGCUGGAGUUGCUCGUUAUAUCCAGAGUGGUAAAUGCAAGAAUGUUAUCUGUAUGGUGGGUGCAGGAAUAUCAACCUCGGCCGGCAUCCCUGACUUCCGCUCUCCUGGAACCGGCCUCUAUUCCAACUUACAGAAAUACAACCUGCCAUACCCGGAGGCCAUCUUUCAGAUCGACUACUUCAAGAAACAUCCAGAACCUUUCUUUGCUUUGGCCAGAGAGCUCUACCCCGGACAGUUUAAGCCUACUGUGUGUCAUUACUUCAUGAGGAUGUUCAAGGAUAAAGGCCUUCUCAAACGCUGCUAUUCGCAGAACAUUGAUACGUUAGAGCGAGUGGCAGGACUGGAAGGAGAUGACUUGAUCGAAGCCCAUGGAACCUUUCACACUUCACACUGUGUGAGUUUCCUCUGCCGGAAGGAGUACAGCCUGGAGUGGAUGAAAGACAAGAUCUUUGCUGAGGACAUCCCGAAGUGUGAAGCCUGCAACAGUCUCGUCAAACCUGAUAUUGUGUUCUUUGGCGAGAAUCUACCUGCUCGAUUCUUCAGCUCAAUGAAAAAGGAUUUUCCUCAGUGUGAUCUUCUUAUCAUCAUGGGCACGUCUCUGCAGGUUCAACCUUUUGCAUCUCUUGUCAGCAGAGUUCCCAACAACUGCCCUCGGCUCCUCAUCAACAUGGAGAAGUCAGGACAGUCGGACUUUGCAAUGGGCUUGCUGGGAUUUGGAGGAGGAAUGGAUUUUGAUUCAGAUAAAGCCUACAGGGAUGUUGCACAUUUGAGUACGUGUGAUGACGGUUGCUUGGCGCUAGCAGAGCUGCUGGGUUGGAAGGCUGAGCUAGAGGAGCUGGUGAAGCGUGAACACACUCUUAUUGACAGCAAAGACGCGAAAAAGAAAGGCGAACAGACGAGUCCGAGCUCUGCGGCCUUGGAGAAAGACGUCAAAAACACAGACUGAGAAGACAAAGUAAUGAAUCGGAGUGAAAUAUUGAAAACCAGUCUGGUUCUGAUGGUUUGACUCGCACUCUUUGAUUCUCAGAGGCUACUGUCCCUUCUCAUCUCUCUCUCUUUUGAAAUUUGUGUCAUACUAGAUAUGCAAUGGGCUUAAAAUUUAACUCCUUGGAUAUUUAUAUCAUGGCAGAUUAGGAAAACUAGAAAACUCGGAGCAGCAAUAUUCAUUACAUAAACUAUGAAUUGUACUGUAUGCAUCGAGGCAAGACAGGCGCAGGUGACGGAAGAGCCAACGUUCUUACAUGACCGUGACUGGUUCACCGUAAUCCUGAAAUCCAUAAGGCUUUUAACAACCAUUUUGUCUUUUUUUUUUUUUUUAAUUAAUGAUUAGUUAUGCAUACUUUCUGAGAUGAAAUGGUGUAGAUACAGGAAGCUGUUUACUAUCUUGACAGCUGAAGUAAAAGUGUUUUAUUAGCAGAAGGUGGCCGAGGUAUUUGGUAAUGCUUAAAAUAUCUCAAAACUUAUGGAAAUUGUGGUUUUGUGUACAGGCUCACUAAGGUAAAUGGCUGUAACUGGUUACAGAAUGAAAAAACAAACAAAAAAAUCAUUAAAUAAGUUCAGUCGAUGUCUAGGCAAAUAAAUAGUAGCUAGAUCAUAUCAUAUAUGAUAUGAUAGAGGGCUGUUUGAUGGUAAAUAUACCUACAUUUGAUCAAAUUGAUGCCUUUUGCCUUCGUAGGGCACCCUUUUUUUUUUUCUCGUUAUCACACUUUCUUUGGCUCAUCAAAGUUCUUAUUCUUUUUUUUUUUUUUUUAAAGAAAGUGUUUUCCUAUUAAUGAAUCAAGCUAUCCAUUACAGUAAUAUAAUCUGAUAUGUUUAAUUUAAAUUGCUUAAUUUGUUUUUUUUCUUUGUUAAUGUUGGAGUGUUUACCAUCUGUGCCAUGAUUAUGCAAGAAAAGUUUCAGCUUAUUUAAAAAAAAAAAAAAUUGCUGUAAUGUUUCAUGAAGCAUGUAUAAGAUGAUCAGCAAGAAAUGGAAAU